CUGCGCUGAGCCGAGGCCUAGGAGGGAGGGGGGGGCUUGAGAACGAGGCAGUCGACGUUGAGAAAAGCGGGAACGUUCAGGCUGAGAACAAUGCCAAGCUGUUAGCUUUGAGGAGCAAUUGUGGAACGGAGAUACAUGUUACAACGACCUCAGAGCAAGCUGCGCAGGCAUCACAUGCUUGGGACGCACAGGAUAAACUGCAUCUGCAAGCACAUUACAAUCUACAGGAGUUGCUAAUCAUAUCAUAGUGCUGAGGCAGUCCUUCUUCUAGACUUGUGUUUACAAUGCAAUAGUUAGAGAAUGUAAAGGCAUGACAAAACUGCCUGGCAGUGGAACUGGGGGAAACCAAGGUUGAGUCAAGGCCCCGCACACGUCGCUACACCAUGCACGGUUGACGCCCCCGCUCCCCGAGCGCUCUUCCCCACUGCGCGAUGAACUCAAAAGAACAUCCCUGGCGGGCGGACUCGAUCGCCGAGUCCAUCGCCGGUGACCUUGAGGACUUGCUCGAGAUCGGCGACGCCCCCGAUGUUGCCGCCAAGCCCCUCCCCCCCCUCCCCCCGGGGGUCAGCCCCCGAGACGUCCUCCUUUUCCCUGGAAACAAGAUCUUUCAGGGGGUGGAUUCUCCGCUCACUCCCAUAUGGAUGAACGCGUCCCCCGGCACGCCGUCAUGGCUCAAGGGCGCGUUUCCGAGGACUCCGACGCCGCAGGGGGUCAGGGAGCUACUCAGGAGCCCAGCCUGGACGCUCUCCCCCCUCCGGAACUCGGUGCGCCGCGCGGCGCAGGCCGAGGGCCAGUUCGCUGAGGUCAUCAUCUCGCACAGCGCGCAGCGGGAGAAGCCGAUGAUGCCGCCGCACUGGCAGAGCCUGGACAUGCAGCGGGCGGCGGAGCCGGAAGCGGGGGGGGGAGGCGGAGCGCUCACAAACAACCGGCCGUUCUCAGUUCAGAGCGCCGAUUUGGCCGGGUUGCUGCCUACGGUGGUUCCAAUAUCGCAAGGGGGGCCGGAGCGCACCCUCCCCCCCCGGGCUGCAAAAGCGCAGCCUGCGGCUGUCCUUGCACAGCCUGCAAAACCAGAGGUGGAGGUCCGGCCACCCCAAGGGGGGGUACAUAUUGUGGAGCAGCCCCAUCCGCGUUCGGGGGGGGCGGCUUUGUUGCUCGAGCGGGAUUCGGCGCUGCUCAAGGGCUGGGCGGCUCAGUCCGCUGGAACAACUAGUAGCGGGAGGAGAUUGGACCGGGCGGACUCGGGCAUGACCGUGUCGUCGAAUCGGCUGUCGGGCGACCGGAGCGGGGCAAAGACGCCCAUUUCUCAACCGAGAAAACACCACACAACGGAGGAAGUGAGGCGGUCGGCGGAGGGGGGGGGCGCGGAGGAUCCGCGGGGGAGCAUUCUGAAGCGGCGCGCGUUCAAGCCGUUGACAUCUCUGGUAACAAAGAGCCCCCGGGCCGAAAAUAAUAAGGCGGGGCCGCACAGGAAACGGGGGUUUGCAGCACAAGAUGCUGGAGAAGAGGCGGCAGGAGAAGGUGGGGAAAACCUGGAAGAAGACGAGCAGAUGCCGGAUGUGCAAUUAGCAGGGCUCGUCCCCGCCAACAGUCCGUUUGGCCCCCCGGCCUUGCUUCCCCCUUGGGACGCCACGUCUCCGACGACCCUCCUCGACGGAACGAGCAUUUUGUCCGUCAUCAGCGAGCUCAAUCAAGCCCGGCAAGCUCGCGAUGCGAUUGCGGCAACCGCGCUUUCCCCCCCCUUCGCUCUAGUUGUCCCCACCACCCCCGCUGCCAGCAUGUCCGUUUUUGGGGCAAUCGGCGGGUCCAAGAGCGUUGUCGCUAACCCCGGUCUGGUUAGUGCAAACCCUGUGCUUCUCAGUGCAAACCCACCCCCACACAUAGGAAAGACUGGUGUAGUAGCUUCAGCAGCAAAGCCCGGAGCCGGUAAUGCUCCCCCUCUCCCAGAGGGCCUUAGCAGCAAUAGGUUAGACCAGGUUUACUUAGGUGGUACCGCAAACCCGAGCCCGCUUAACCCGCUCGGCGCGCAGCUAGCAACCACCCCCGCCUCUAGCACGGGGGCCCCGACUGCUGACGACCUGGCAGAUCUCGAGGCGUUUCUUCAGGACUCAAUCGGGGGAGAAGUUCCCUCCCCUAGUUCUCCGCUCCUUCCUGGGUUUGGAGGGGGGGUAACCGUGCCUCUGGGAAGUCUGUUGACCGACCUUGGCGUUGCGGGGAAAUCGGCCGAGACGCUCGGAGAUUCUUCCUGGGAGUCCAUCUUUGGCAACGCGCAGGCUUGGCAGUCAGUUGCGGAACCUUCCGCCGAUGCGGGGGGGUCCAGCAAGGGCGGAGCCGCACCCCCCGAAAAUGAGAAUCCCGCCAGGACAGGGGACCGGAAAGGCGAGGCCACUGUUUCGACACAGGGAGGCGCUCAGAGGCUCGAACGGGAGUUGUCGUUUCGGCAGAAGGGAGAGCCGCCGCCGGUUUCGCCGGAGGGCGCCGCGGUAAAUCUGGCGUGGCUGGGCGAGUGGCAGCAUCAAGACGCGGCCGUGUCACCGACGCACUCGGACUACGUCAGCUUUACGAUUUGCGGGAACUCGUUCGAAAUUCCCGCGAAGUUCAAGCCGGGCAAGCUGGUGGGGCGGAGCCAGCAAGGAGACGUCUGCGCCGCAAUCUUGGCGGACUGUGGGGAGGAGUUUGCGAUCCGGAAGAUCAGCGACGCGUUUCGAGACGGGGCGGAAGCUCGGCGCACGCUGCGCGAGAUCCGACUGCUGCAACACCUGAAGCACGACAAUAUCGUCGCAAUGAAAGGCGUGCUGCCCCCUCCUAGCCUGCGCAACUUCCGGGACGUGUACAUCGCCUUCGAGCUCAUGGACUCGGAUCUCUUCCACCUUCUUGCCAGCGAGGAGCCGCUCAGUGAGAGCCACUGCCAGUUCUUUCUGUACCAGCUGCUGCGGGGUCUUAAGUACCUCCACUCCGCUAACGUGCUGCACCGGGAUUUGAAGCCGAGCAGCAUUCUCGUGAACGCGGCCUGCGAUCUAAAGGUCUGCGACUUUGGCGCUGCACGGCCGAUCUUUGGCGCCCAAUGGGGCGACGAGGGCGCGAGCGAAGUGGUGGCAACGCGGUGGUACCGGCCCCCCGAGUUGCUGCUGGCGUGCAGUCAGACGACGCCAGCUGUCGACGUGUGGAGCGCGGGGUGCGUCCUGGCGGAGCUGCUGCUCAAGCGGCCGUUGUUUCCGGGGGUGGAUGCGCUUCACCAACUCAAUCUGAUUCUCGAGGUGCUGGGCUCGCCCUCGGACGCGGAGCUCGCGUUUGUGACGAGCGCCAACGCGCGCGCUUUCAUGCGGUCGCUGCCGCGGCGCCAGAAGGUAUCGUGGGCGUCCAUCGUCCCCGAGGGGUCCGAAAAGGCGCUCGACUUACUGGACCGGAUGCUCACGUUCGAUCCCGGGAGGAGGAUUACCGUCGACGCCGCGCUCGCCCACCCGUACCUGGAGCAUCUGCACGACCCAAAAGACGUUCCCGUCGCGCCGCAGGCGUUCUUGUACUCGGACAAACUUCCCAGCCCUGCGGGGCCCGGGAAGCAGGCUUUGAGCAUCGCUGAAAUCCAGACUACUUUGUACAAUGAGUCAGUGUCAUCCUGGCGCUAGCUUCGCCAAGGGCUGCCCCGCUGCGGCUGCAGUUGUCCGGGCCGGCAGAAUAGGAGUCCGUGUGCCACGGGCAGAUAAGGUUUUCUCUUGCCUUCCAAACACUUGAACGGAUUCACUAGCAAUUCCACUGGCCUACAAACAGUCGAAACUCGUCAUGCUGGAGCCCCGCUAUUGCAGAGGAUGGGUUUGCUUAUAGAUUGCUCCGGGGCAUUGUUGACGCCAAAGGACUGUAAGAGGAGCUUAGAGCGCAGCUUGCAUGAGCAUCGAGUUGUUAAAGAUUUGUGGAAGUCAGUCAGUAAUAUUAUCAUUUACAGCUGUCAAACACAGCGCGCUUGUAGUACUGUAAGGCAAGGGUUAAGAAAAGCUUGGUCAGGAGGUUCCUUGUCACGGUCUACUAUCGGAAAGUUUGGUUGCAUGAUCGGUGCCAUGUCAGUAACUCAGUGCUCCUAGCGCAGCUUUCAAGCUAGUCUUAGUAUGGUGUGCAUCAGAAUUGAUUGUAUCUGUACCCGAGCAAUCGUACGCUGUAGUAUUCCGACUUGGUUGUUGUCAUUGUGUCACAUUGAAGCUAGUGCCUGCGGAU
This is a messenger RNA of Klebsormidium nitens, 4203 nucleotides long. The record is from the annotation of a GenBank genome assembly. NCBI's taxonomy places the organism in Eukaryota, Viridiplantae, Streptophyta, Klebsormidiophyceae, Klebsormidiales, Klebsormidiaceae.